AUGGACUUGGGUAAGGACCUCGGGGCGCCAUCGUCCAAGCCAAUUCUGGAGGAUGUUUCCCUGCCUCAACAAGAUGUUGUGCUUCUCACUCUUGUGCCCCGGGACCCCUUCGAUGAGACCAUGGAUCAAGAUGACGCGCCGAUGGAUUUGAACGCUUCUGAGGGAAAAAGGUCUUCCAUUAGCGAUGCACUUUCAAAAUCUAUGUCUACGGUCGGUUUCCGGACGAGCCAGUUUCCUGCAGGACAGCUGGCCCGUCAAUUGCGUCCUUUUGCAGAAAGGUUUCGACUCCACUGCACUCUCAAUGCGCCCACUGCUAUGAUCAAGCAUGCAGACGAAAACCCUGCCACCUACCUCAAUAAAGGGUAUACUUAUUAUCUAUCCGUUGCUGACACCAGCGCCAUGGAACUGCUUGUCCAAGAAACUAUAAAUCAGGCAUUUGUUCGCAUAUCAUUUGAGGAUAAUCAGCAGCAGCAGCAACGGCCAGGCAUUCCCUGGGACAUCUGGCAAAAAGGCAGAGGGAAUAGUGAGGCGCAACAGAGCAUUAAAAAGUUGUAG
Messenger RNA from Fusarium redolens, 555 nucleotides. RefSeq names its product CP2 transcription factor-domain-containing protein. Bases 1 to 555 code for a protein of 184 amino acids. Lineage: Eukaryota; Fungi; Ascomycota; Sordariomycetes; Hypocreales; Nectriaceae. The transcript is spliced from 2 exons. The record is from RefSeq and is a predicted model, not a curated record.